AGACUAUAAAUUAUCAUCACCUAUGGUCCGCAAAUGUGUAGCUGGCUAAAACACAUUAUUUUCCAAAGGCUGAAAGCUAAUUUGAUUGCUCGUACUCGGUGGCUAGUCUCCUUCUAUGCCCACUAACAAAUUAAAUAUGGAGCACUCGAUUUCAAACCCACCCCUUCACGAGGCAUACAAGAUCCUCUUGAGCAAGACUAACGGAGAGAAUGGUUUCGAUGAUCAGUUCUUGGUGGAGGAGUGCGAGUUGCCUUUGAUCGAUGUGAGUCGUUUAGCAGAGAGUGGUGAUGAAGUGAGGAGGGAGGAGUGCAAAUCUGAGAUAUUCAAGGCUUCUCAAGAAUGGGGUUUCUUUCAGGUCGUGAAGCAUGGGAUUUCCAAUGGUGUUUUCAGUGGGUUGAAGCUUGAGCAGGAGAAGAUAUUUAAGCAACCCUUUGAGAAGAAAACCAAAGAGAACAAGUUCUUCAACUUUUCCGCUGGUAGCUACCGUUGGGGAUCCCUCAAUGCUACAUGCAUUAGGCAGUUAUCUUGGUCAGAAGCAUUUCAUAUUCCUUUAACUGAUAUGCUGGGUUCUGGUGGAUCCGACACUUUUAGCGCGACAAUUCAACAGUUUGCUACCCAAGUUUCCAUUCUGUCAAAAACAUUAGCUGAUAUUCUGGCUGAGAAAAUGGGUCACAAGUCAACGUUCUUUGAGGAGAAUUGUUUGCCCAGGUCCUGUUAUAUUAGAUUGAAUCGAUAUCCUCCCUGCCCCUUGGCUUCUGAAGUUCACGGAUUGAUGCCACACACAGAUAGUGCCUUCCUCACCAUCUUACAUCAAGAUCAAGUUAGAGGUUUGCAAAUGCUGAAAGAUGGUAAAUGGAUUGCUGUAAAACCAAACCCUGAUGCUCUUAUAAUCAUCAUUGGUGACUUAUUCCAGGCAUGGAGCAAUGGAGUAUACAAGAGUGUGGAGCAUAGAGUUGUGACCAACCCAAAAUUGGAGAGGUUCUCUGUGGCGUAUUUCUUUUGCCCUUCUGAUGAUACAGUGAUUGAGAGUUGCAGUACAGAGCCGUCGUUGUACAGGAAUUUUAGCUUUGGGGAAUAUAGACAACAAGUUCGAGAGGAUGUUCACAACUUGGGCUACAAAAUUGGCCUACCAAAGUUUCUCUUAAGCACAGGGGACAAGAUAGUGUGCAUGAAUAUGUAUCACGAGUUCAAUUUUCCAACCUCUACGGGAACCUAACAAAGAAAGCAAGACAACCAUAUGAGACUGAGGCCAAGUUCGGUUUAUAUACCUGCUUGCACUUUAAUUUAAAGAAGAAAAAAAUAUAUAAUUGAAAAUGAUCAGUGAUUAGUUAAUAUAAUUCAAGAAA
Glycine soja is the source of this 1346-nucleotide messenger RNA. RefSeq names its product gibberellin 2-beta-dioxygenase 8-like. The record is from RefSeq and is a predicted model, not a curated record. The coding region runs from base 116 to 1216 and encodes 366 amino acids. NCBI's taxonomy places the organism in Eukaryota, Viridiplantae, Streptophyta, Magnoliopsida, Fabales, Fabaceae. The transcript has 4 exons.